GAAAUAAUUUGAAUGUACCGAUACAUUGAAUCCCUAAAAUUAUACAUUUGCUUUUCAAGUUGGCACGUUCCUGAGUGAAGAAAAUAAAAUAAAAAUUUCACAGGUCUUUGCCUCAAAGAAGUAUUCAACCCAAAAUCUGGAUGAUCAUUCCGAAGAACUCUCCGAUCGAGUCACCACCGCCGUAGAACAUAUGCACGACACCGUUUAGCCCCAAAAUCGAAGAAAUGUCGAGUAGGAUGAGGAACGAAGCUAGCAGUAGCAGCAAAACCCCAAAGGAAAGCGUCGUUGUUGAUUACGGAAAGCGUCGAAGCUCUUGUGGUUAUUGUAGAUCCCCUCGUCACAAUAGCAUCUCUCAUGGCAUGUUGGCAGAGAGCCUUACAGUGGAUGACUACCAAGCUCUUCUUGAUCAGGGCUGGAGAAGAUCUGGAUGUUUUCUUUAUAAACCGGAGAUGGAAAAAACAUGCUGCCCUUCCUAUACAAUCCGCUUGAAAGCAAGUGACUUUGUUCCCUCUAAGGAUCAAGUUCGUGUAUCUAGACGAAUGCAAAGGUUUUUGGAUGGAACCUUGGAUGUUAAAAGAGGUGAUGUCAUGAAGGAAUCAGAUACUUCAAAAAAUUCAGAAAGCCUUGUCCAUAAUAACCCAUCAUGCUCCAUGUCAGAAGAAUCUCUAUCUGUUGGCAACAAAGAGGUGGAUGAAGAUGAAAAAUCUUUGCAUUAUUUAUCGGAGCAGAUUGAUAAUGUAACACACAUGUUCACCAAGAACGGGGAAUUUCCAUCUGAUAUUCAGUUACCAAAAGCUUCAGUCAGAAUGGUUUCACAGGGAAAAAAGAAGUUCUUAGCCAAUGGAUCCGAAGAUCUAUUAUAUAGUAGCAAUAUAGCCUUUCAAGUUGCCGCAUCUAUAAACCGAGCACAGUCAAAGGACAAGGAUGGUAGUGAUUCCAAACCAUCAAAAGAUAGUGAGAAGAAAAAUGGAUAUUCUCCUAAAGUUAUUGCAGAAAAGCUGGUAGCAUCUUUAGAUUCAAUAAUGAAAAAUUCUGGUCUGUCUAUUAGGGCUUGCAAUGGACAUGCCAAUUUUUAUGCUUUUAGUAAGCAAGUUUCCCAAAAUGGAACUGUUCAAAAUGCUGCAAUUCCUAAAAAAUCUGGAACGAAAUGUCAGUUUAAAAAGCGAAAGCUUGAGAUCCGUUUGAACAGAUCCAGUUUUGAUCCAGAAGAACAUGCUUUAUUUGCAAGAUAUCAGAGCAAAGUACAUAAUGAUAAACCAGCAAAUUACACGGAGAGUUCAUAUCGCAGGUUUUUGGUUGAUACUCCAUUAUUAUAUGUUUCACCUACUGGUGAUAACACAGUCCCUCCUUGUGGUUUUGGCUCUUUCCAUCAACAGUAUUUGGUGGAUGGUCGGUUAGUAGCAGUUGGGGUUAUAGAUAUCCUUCCUAACUGUUUAUCAAGUAAAUAUUUGUUCUGGGAUCCAGACUUUGCCUUUCUAUCACUAGGCAAGUACUCUGCACUUCAAGAAAUUGGUUGGGUGAAAGAUAACCAGGUUUAUUGUCCUAGUCUCCAGUACUAUUACCUUGGCUACUAUAUUCACUCUUGCAACAAGAUGAGAUACAAGGCUGCAUAUCGCCCUUCAGAACUUUUAUGCCCUCUCCGUUAUCAGUGGGUUUCAUUUGACAUUGCAAGGCCUUUGCUUGACAGAAAGCGUUAUGUUGUCUUAUCAGAUGCUUCCAUUUUACAAAAUGGUGAGUCAUCCCCACUUCAAGUUUCUGAAGAUCAAGAUGCAAUGUUAAUCCAGCUUGAUGACAGUGGUCAAGAAGAUGCAAAUGAUGUUCCAAUGCACGAAGAUGAAAAAAUGGCCGAGUUUGAAUCGGAAGGCUCUGAUGAUGAAUAUGAUGAACCUGAUUUACAAACUACUUCAUACGGUGAACCAGAAAAUAAUGAUUUCAGCGAAGUUUUGCUAGGGAUAAGGGGAUCUCGUGUGAGAUACAAGGAUCUGCGAAGUAUGUUUGGUCCUGAGCAGCAGAGAUACUUGGAGUCACAGUUGAAGAAAUACAGGAGGGUUGUGGGUCCAGUGUUAUCUGAGCGAAUGGUCUACUCUCUCGGUUAAAUUAUAUCUUGGAACUUGAAUUGAAUCUUGUAACAUGCUACUGCUAUGUCCCCCAGUAAAUAAGAUCCUGUAUCCUGAAGCUGAAUUUGAUGCCCAAUUGUCUUUAGGAAUGGCAUUAGCUGUUACAAUUAUGUGAAUCUUAUGUUUUUGGUUAAUGGUUUGUUUUAUUUAACGCGUUCUUCAAAUUUCUUGUGCA
Molecule: messenger RNA, 2292 nt
Organism: Trifolium pratense (red clover)
Lineage: Eukaryota; Viridiplantae; Streptophyta; Magnoliopsida; Fabales; Fabaceae
Product: arginyl-tRNA--protein transferase 2
Exons: 6
Coding region: 225-2096 (623 amino acids)
Biological process (GO): protein arginylation
Cellular component (GO): cytoplasm
Molecular function (GO): arginyl-tRNA--protein transferase activity
Source: RefSeq, a predicted model, not a curated record